UGCGGCGGCUGCGCCUGCGUGGGUUGCGGGCUUGGUGGGUGCUUGGGGUGAGAUUGCGAGUUACUUCGUACAAAAGACCGCCGGCCCAGCUCCUAUCGUGUCGGACUUCACCUUUUGGCUGUUCCUCAACGCCUACUACGCCUCAACGGGAUAGAUAGCUGCAGCAGCGUUCCUUGAUCACAUGGCAUCGGCGUAAUCGCAGCUACCUUUCGGCCAGUCUCUCCUCCUGGCUCCCGUCACAUGCGCGUCCAGCUUCGCCGACGCACCAUAUCCUCGAUCCCAAUGUCUGGUCUACCGCGACAUGACUACGAGCGUUUACCACGUACAUCGUUCGAGGCGCAGGACUUACCCAAGCUGGAGCGCUCUGCGUCGACGACAUCAUGGCUCAGUACCCUCAGCUCGAGACUGCCCGGCGUGAAGACACUGUCUGAGCGCGCUACGUACACACAUCUGGUGACACCGCGGAGGAAGAAGCGCUCGAUUCUGCGUGCCAUAUUCUAUACUGUCUUCGCGUUCCCGUAUAUCUGCGCCGUCCUGGUGCUUAUCGCGGGCAUCUUCUUCCCGAGCUACACCAACCGUCCAGCUCACUACGUUGAGCUCCAGCAGCGAGCAGCGAAUGGCACCGAGCCCGGCCGAGCAAACCCUUACAGCGAGAAGGUCUUUAUUGCUGCGUCGCUGUACGAAGACAAGGGCCAACUGACAUCUGGCGGCUGGGGGAGCUCGGUCCUGGAGCUGAUCGACCUGCUGGGCCCAGACAACGUGCACCUGAGCAUCUACGAGGACAACCCCACAGAGGCCGCCAAGCAAUCGCUGGACAGCUUCCGCGCCAACGUCACUUGCAACUCGACAAUUGUCGGCGAAAGCUUCGAUGCUGGCACACUUCCGCGCGUCACUCUGCCCACAGGAGAGACUCGUCUCAAGCGAAUUGCUUUUCUUGCAGAAGUUCGAAACCGAGCUCUGGCUCCCAUCAACCACCAGAGUGUCAAGUUCGACAAGAUCCUGUACCUGAACGAUGUCAACUUCCACGCAGUCGAUGCUGUCCAGCUUCUCUUUGCAACCAACAUCGAUUCGACGGGCCGCACCAACUACGGCGCAGCCUGCGCCCUCGACUUCAUCAACGCCUUCAAGUACUACGAUCGCUUCGCUACCCGGGAUCUCGAUGGGCGUGUCACAGGCAUACCCUUUUUCCCGUACUUCACAAGCGCUGGUUCUGCAACCAGCAGGAAGGAUAUACUUGCGCAAAAAGAUGCUGUCAGGGUACGAAGCUGCUGGGGAGGCAUGGUCGCAUACGAGGCCCAGUGGUUCCAGGACCAGGCUCCAUUCGAGGAGAAGCCUGCUAACACCACGAAGCCUGCCAACACCACGAAUGUUGCACACAACACUUCGCUAGACCAUCACGCUCCGCUGCGCUUCCGCUACGAGGAAGAGAUUUUCUGGGAGGCUUCUGAGUGCUGCUUGAUUAACGCCGAUCUCCAAUACCGACGUACCGGAAAGGGCAUGCCGGCAGAGUCGGGCAUCUACCUGAACCCAUACAUCAGAGUUGCGUACACCGAGAAGACACUGUCAUGGCUCAGCUUUAUUCGCCGCCCAGAGCGUCUGUACUCGAUUAUCCAUGAUAUCCUCAAUCCCAUGGUUGGGUUUCCAAGCCCGAAUUCACGUCUGGGGGACGAGCCUGGACAGAUCGUCACCGAUACUGUGUGGGAGUACGACGACCCAGCACGAGGUUUUGCCCAUGAAGCUACAAGCACUGAUCGUGCCGGCACCUGGGUAGAGAUCACCAGAACCGCUAAACCAGGAAGCUACUGCGGCGGUCCAAACCUUCUCGUUAUGAACGACAGGCCAGGAGAUGGCAAGGGCAAGUGGCACAGGGUCUCCAUUCCUGAGCCACCGAAUGCCUGAAUUUCUCUUCAAUACGUAUAUGCUUCACGGCCUGCCUCAAGACCUACUCAUAUUUAUUGCUCUUUUCUUAUCUUUACCAACAGCAUAGCGAAGGCGCACUGGGAGCAUGACACAAGCGUGGCAGGAGAACUGCGAGCAUGUCAGAAGUUUUGAUUUCACAAAGAGCCACAUCUUGCAAGACAAGGGAAAGACUCUUCGGAGGUAUUUAAGGAAUUCACGCGUAGUCAUGAAUGAGAGGCAAAGAUCUAUCACUCCGCCACAAUCAGCUUUCUUCUUCUGACAUGACUGUGUGACCAUGAAUGGACUUGAGG
Molecule: messenger RNA, 2210 nt
Organism: Didymella exigua CBS 183.55
Lineage: Eukaryota; Fungi; Ascomycota; Dothideomycetes; Pleosporales; Didymellaceae
Product: glycosyltransferase family 69 protein
Exons: 2
Coding region: 283-1899 (538 amino acids)
Source: RefSeq, a predicted model, not a curated record